AUGCACCAGAAGAGCAGGAACAGCUUCCUUUGCAGCAGCUGCAACAAGCUCAGCACUUUUCUCUGCCGCCUGGACCUGCCGGACUCGUUUCGGCAGCUCGGCAGCGACGAGAUCUGUGCUUUCUACAGCAAUGUCGCGAAGAUGACAUGUCCGGAUGGCAAGCUCUGCCUGCAGAAGGUUUCGACGCAGGUCAACUUGGCCCUGGAGACGUCCGUCCAGAGCAGCUCAGCCUCCAGCGUGGGAUCUGACUAUCUGCCGCUGAGCGUCUGGGCUUUCCAAGGCUGGGACCCAAAGACCGUGGAGGCGGCAGGGAUCGUCAAGGAUGAUCCGAAGCUCGGCAAGGUCUACAAGUUGGACAUCUUGAAUGAGACUAGGACGGAGAAGCAGUCCAUCAAAAGAAAAGAAGGCACGACCGUGACGCUUCGUGCGAAGAAGACCAAGCGGAGCCGACCAAGUGGGGAAGAGGCAGUGGAGCUGGUUUCUUCCGACGACGAAGAGAAGGAAAACAAGGAGGACAAGGAAAGCAAGAAGCAGCGCAAGCUUCGGGAGAAGAAGCAGUUGAAGAGCUUUAAGAAGGACACGGCCACGGCGUCCCAAGCAGUGUCCUUGCUGAGCCCCUUGCUGCUGCAGGUGACCGACACCGGCAAGAAGGCCAAGGCCGAGGCGCUGCUUGCGGAAGCGAAGGAGUUCUUGAACAGCGGGGCCCUGGACAAGACCCUGUCUUUCGAGAAAGCACACGUCCUGACCGAGGCGAGUCUUCUGCGUGCCGAGGCAAAGCCUGCUGCGACGCCGAAGAGGCGCGCCAAGGCCAAGGCUAAAGGCAAGUCCCAGGGUGACGAGGAGUGA
Symbiodinium sp. CCMP2592 is the source of this 846-nucleotide messenger RNA. The record is from the annotation of a GenBank genome assembly. Lineage: Eukaryota; Dinophyceae; Suessiales; Symbiodiniaceae.